UGUUCAUACGCAUGUAAACAAGCAACAUGGCCGAUUGACACGAAGUUUAACUGAGAAUAUGCACGGAACGGAAAACCAAGGGUAUGAUGGUGAUGGCGUGUUUUAUUUUAGUUCUUAAUAGAUUGAGACGAUGAUGUUUUUUGGGGAGCUUUGAUCGAAAAAAACCUGACAGUCAUUCUUUUCUGUUCGUUUGUUCGUAGCUCUGCGGGUUCCGAUGGCGCCGAAGACGAAGUAGCUACUUGGUUUUCGGGUUGGUUUAGUUGGUGUCCAACUUCCGAAAGAUUGUUGGAAAUCGCAGAAUCGCAGAUUUUAGAGAGUAAGUUUGAAUGUUUGUAAAGUAACCCUCUUGCGAUGAGCGCUUGAUAGCCAUUAUGUAAUUUCUUUUUUGUUGUACCGGCCGGCGUCUCAGUGACAUGCAAUCAACUAUUUGGCGAUAAGGUCUCCUAUCAUUUUUUCCACCUUAAUGUUGCAUUUUUUGUUUUUCAAUCAUCAUUAAGUUUAUAUCCUUUAAAAGAUUAUUCAGUUCACAAGAUUGUACUGAAGAUUUGCGCAGUCUUAGUUCACCGAAGUUAUAUUAUUAGCUUACUGUAUUUAAAGUUUAUGGAUUCCUCGCCGGCAUUCAAUAUCAUACCAAAACCCAAUUUGUAUUUUUAUAUGUUGAUCGUGAUCUGAUUCCUUAGUUAAAACACAGUUAGCGUUAUAAGUGCCUCCUUAGCUUACUAACGAUCACACACUUGUCGAGAAAAAAAUUAAUAAUGUUAGCUUCAGAUCUACAAUAAUAGAUCGAGAGGGGCAGAACGCGUGCCGCUAGCUUGUGAAAUACCGACAUUCGUUGUUUCAACAACUAUAAAUAAAUUUAGGUGAUAGAGAAUGAUCGAAUUGUCUUGUUUCUGUUUUUGCUCACAGAGAUCCGAUCUUAUUACGAAAGCGAAUUUGUUCCUUUGAAAAAUGAUCAGAGAAUAUGGACAUUAAAAUUCAACCCAACAGCUAAUAGAUCACCGCUUGUGUUGGUUCAUGGAUUUGGUGGGGGUGUCGGACUAUGGGCAAUGAAUGUGGACACCUUAGCUGAGAAAAGGACUGUGUAUGCAUUUGACGUUUUGGGAUUUGGCCGCAGUUCAAGGCCUGAGUUAAGCACCGACCCAGCUGAAGCUGAGGAACAAUUUGUGGACUCCAUUGAACAGUGGCGAGAAAAAAUUGGGUUGGAAAAAUUUGUGCUAUUAGGACACAGCCUUGGAGGAUUCUUAGCAACUUCCUAUGCCAUUAAGCACCCUUCUAGAGUGCAACAUCUAAUUCUUGCAGAUCCAUGGGGGUUUCCUGUAAAACCUACUGAGGACAAUGUCAGUAGGCAUAUUCCAGCUUGGGUUAAAUUACUUGGGGCUGUUCUAAGUCCAUUUAAUCCAUUAGCAGGACUGCGUGCGGCUGGCCCAUGGGGUAGGUAUAGCUCAGGUAUAAUUAUCCCUCGUGUCUCCCAUGCACCUCGGCAAACAACACUCCAGUGAAUCUAUUUGGGCGUCUUUCAUGAAGGAACUGAGACCUCCCAGGGUGGGAGGGAGGGAAAUGAAAACAGCAAAUCAAAUGACUGAGCGAGACAAAUGAUCAGGUAACAAGAAGAUGUCAGUCACCACCCAUUGGGCAAAACAUUGUGAGGUCCUAGGGCUUAUUAAGUUAUACACUAGGAAUAUUUAACAAUUAUUAUUCCUCAAGCCUGAAUGGGCUCGCCCGAAUGGGCUAUUGACUCAGAGGCCAUGAGGGCGAGAGGAAUAAUAUUAUUGUUUUAGUAAAAUCCAACUAGUUGGUCAAAAAUAUGGAGAAUAAAAAAAUUUUAGCUAGUUAAAGCUAGACUUUAGUCCUUUUUUGCCGCCAAAAAGUGCGCACUUUUUGCUACUAGUAGGCUAUAACAUAUAGCCUAGUAGUAGUUCAACCAAUCAGAAUGCAGCAUUUAUAAUAGACCACUAGUUGGAUUUUAGUAAUGACAAUUAUCCCUCGUGUCCCCUGCGCUCCUGAGCAAACAACAAUUGAGUGAAUCGGUUUGCAGGGCGUCCUUAAUGAAGGAACCGAGUAUCAGUCAAAUAAAAGCUUUAACAUCCCCCUGGGGAUACCUUGGGCAUUUAGCAUGUCUGUCUUCCCAGGGGGAGGGAAUUUGAUCAUCAAAGUCCUCUGGGAUAAGGAAUUUCAUUCCCAUGUAUAAGGCGUAGAAAAUUUGAACCCUUUCCUUGGUUUUCUGUUAUAUAUUGCCUCGGUGCUUGGAUGAGGCAUAAUAAAUCACCUCAGAGGCUGACGUGGCGAGAUUGGAUGAUUUCAAAGGGAAAUAUUGCAGCUUUCAUGGUGAAUCGGCUACAAAGCAAAGGAAUACACAAGCUUAGGUCUGUCUGCAAACUCAGGUUCAAGAUCAUCAGAAAGCUAGUUAAAAGAGUUAUAUGGUCCCUGCUGUUUAAUUCCCCUUGGAUGGGGGAGAGGGGGGCAUUUUAUCGCUUAAGUAAAUGGACUUCUGGUGAGGCAAUUAAAGAGCUUUUUGGCUCAGGAAGUGGGAAAUUUGUCCUGUGGGUUGCCCAGGCAGUUGAAAAUAUUUGAUGAUACAGAGAGAAUAACAUAUAUACUUGCGAUUAAAAGUUUUAUUGCUGCCCAUUUCCUAUAAAAUGACCAAAGCAAUAAAUCCUUACCUAAAAUCCCCAGGCCACACAAUGCCCUUGUCUGACCCACCUUUAUAAAUAUUUACGUUUCACAAACAUGCUGCAGUGUUGAGUGAUCAGAGGGUUUUUAAUCAACAGGUCCUUCACUGGUACGACGAUUCAGACCAGACUUCCAAAGAAAGUUCUCUAGUAUUUUGUCUGAUGACACCAUUUUUAACUAUAUAUACCACUGCAAUGCUCAAGUGCCGAGGUAAACAAACUUUGAUAACAGAAACAAUGUUGUUUACCUAAUGUCUCUGAUAGUCAGGAAAGGUCAAGCAUUCCCCCCACCCCACCCCCACUAGAUUCUAUAAAUGAAUCGAUUAUUUGAAAAUGAAUAAUUCGCUUGUUACUGCCCCAACCAGUAUCAAAUUUAAAUCUGCAUUGCUGCAUGCAUAAUGAGCAGUGAAUUUUUGGCUACAGCUUCUCAGUAUUCGGUCAGAUUGAGAAAUCUUUGAAUGGUAAAAUUGAAAACAUUCAAAUUCAAGAAAACUGAUUUGGCAGAAAUGUCAUAACCACCACGUGUGGAUUACUGCUCAUUACGCAUGCAGGAAUGCAGAGAUCAAUUCCAUCAGAUUACAGUUGGAUUCUUGUGGGGUAUGCAUGUACUUGACCCAGUGUGUUUGUAAUAAAAUUUUGAAAUAAAAUGUCUUUAGUCUUGGUUUAGUCAAGCUCCCUUAGUUCCAACUAUCACAAAUAAAAUAAAAAUGAAGCAAAAUGAAAUGAAAUAGUUAUGUCACUGAACUGCAAAAGAAAGUUUAAAUUAAAAAAUUAUGCAAAACUGUUAUUUAAAGACAUUGUACAUAAUUUAUACAUGUCAGUAAAUAAAAAAAAUUGUAAUUUAAAAAGAACCCGCUUCCAGUAGAUAAAAUUAGAAAGUUCUUCAAUACAAUACAGGAUCAGUUUCACGGCCUGCCAUUCGGGUAAGCUGUAGCUAGCAUGUACUAGCUAGCCCACAAGUCAUUUUAACUAUAAGCCCAAAAACCUUCUGUAUUUGAAUUUCCCCAAAAAACAGCACUUGCCUGUCGGGCAAAUUACGAACAAAAUUCACUAACGCGAUAGUAAAAUCCAACAGCCUGGGGCUAUCGGACACGACUUGCUUUGCACGCUGCAAUAUUGUUGUAUUUUUACAGGCACUGGUAAUAAAUUAUUGUCUUGAAGUCUUCUUUUUCUUUUUUUCUUAUUUCAUGCAGUGGGGAAUCAGCGUUCAAAAACAUGACCAUCCCAUAUGGCUGGGCAAGACAUCCAAUGAUUUAUAGAAUUGGAAAUAUUGACAGAAACGUUCCUAUAACUAUGAUUUAUGGAUCACGAUCAUGGAUAGAAAGCAGCUCAGGCCGGGAAACACAGACAAGACGCAGUGAAUCUUACGUUGACGUUCAAGUAAUCACAGGUGCCGGACACCAUGUGUAUCUAGAUAAGCCAGAUAAAUUCAAUGAGAUUGUUGAAAAUGUUUGUCAAGCAGUGGACAAUGGUGGUGUAGAAUUUAAUGCUCCUUCAGAAAGUAAUAACUAGCAAUCAUGCUACUUGUAGCUGCUUUUGCAUCAGUUGAUCACUAUUCGGUCAACAUAACUGUAAAAGAAAAUUUGGAAAAAAAAAUUGCUGGAGUUGUUGAUAUUGUUGAAUUACCCCCCAAGAACAAGAGAUGGGAAUUAUUCAAGGAUAUUAACUUGCCUAAAACAAAUUAAUAUUGUGAAAGGUUUGAACCCAGGAGUCAUUUCAAAAGUAGGUUGAGUUUGAUCAUCCGCGUGAACGUAGUCCUGAAUAGGACGGUUGUUGUUGACAGUGACUGACGUUUCGACAACCUGUGCAGUUGAGUACUAGCCAUCUUCAGAGUCAAAGUAAGCUGUAUCACGUCAUGAUCAGUUGAUGGUAUUAUACUCUGGUUAUUGAUAGUGUUAAAAUGAUGUUAAUUUUUUUACAAUGUGUGUAUGUAAGGUGGAACAGAUUUAAUAUAAUUUUCUUCUUGGGUAAGAUGAAGGUGAUAGCUUUUAAUGUGGGUUAUUUAAAUUAUUGCUUUUGUACAUUUUAGCUGCUAGAAGGAUAUAAUAAUUUUAUUAAUAGGUAUUAAACUUAAUAAAAAUACACUUCAGCUCAAUGCCAACGUAUGUUUUAAUACCUUUUAUUACCAUUACUAUGUACUAAAAGUUAACGAACAAGUGCUGCUGCUGUUGGCAGUUAUUUCUUACAUUUCCAGGCUGUUUAUUUGAGGACACUAUACUCAUUCAAGGUGCAGGCUCAUGGUUAGGGCCAGGUCUAAAGUACAGACAGUACAGGUCACUGCUCCAUUGAUAAAUUACCAAACCACACAGAUUCUAAUAACAGAGCAUUUUGUUAAGAGAGUAGGGCUAGGAGAUUCUUAAUGCUAUUCUUUUAUCUGUAUCAUGGUGACCUGUGGAAAAGUGACCUGUAUUUUAGACCUGCCAUCUUAUUAGAGGUCAAAUCAAAACAAUAACAUUAUAAUAUUAUAUUAUGCCCUCUUUUCCUUCAAUGAACCAACUGCUAAAAGAACUGCUAUUUAGUUAACUUCUGCAAUUGGUAAAUAGCAUUCUCUAAAUUCACUAGCAUAAUGUUUUAUUUUGAUAUUCUGUGAAUAAAUUCUGCUCUCACACUGAAAUAGAUGCUUCUAGACUUAUCUGAAUGGUGUAAGGAAACAAAGUGUGUUCUUGUAUGAAUAACCCUGAGACUGCAUGAGGACAAACUAAUUACUUAGAAAUUAUUAGGUAGACUAUUAUUAAUAAUACUCCAACAAGUAAGCAUACAUGUAUUAAUAUCUGUCCUCUGAGCAAAUAAGACAGUAAUGAGCCAGCCAGCUUUUGUUUACGCAGAGGCUUCAUCUGCAAAAUGAGGUUCUGCUUUUUAAUACAUGUUUCCUUCACAUCACAUGAGAAAAGUUAAAGCUCCUUGUUUAAUUGUUUAUUUGCUCUGCGAGGAAAAUUUACUAAGGAUACACCUAUAAGUAUUUUUAUAUGUAAGUAAAUUUGUUGUUAUCUCCAGAAUAUAAAUCUUGACUACUUGGUAUGCACAUAAUGUGGUUCAAUUUUGUCCUAGAAUUUCUAAUUAAUAAUUAAGUCUUUGUGUGGCC
Porites lobata is the source of this 5751-nucleotide messenger RNA. NCBI's taxonomy places the organism in Eukaryota, Metazoa, Cnidaria, Anthozoa, Scleractinia, Poritidae. The record is from the annotation of a GenBank genome assembly.